Molecule: messenger RNA, 636 nt
Organism: Parastagonospora nodorum SN15
Lineage: Eukaryota; Fungi; Ascomycota; Dothideomycetes; Pleosporales; Phaeosphaeriaceae
Exons: 2
Coding region: 1-636 (211 amino acids)
Source: RefSeq, a predicted model, not a curated record
AUGUCGGACGAAGAAGCAGUCGGCGGCGUGUCGCGGAAUCGGGGCAGCCUGGUAAGCUUUGCGGGUGGGCUGGCAGUUGCGUGGAUUGCACCGUAUCGGCUGAUGAGAUUCGCUGAGACACGGCGUGACGGGUCCGUGAUGACAGGAAGCUCGACCUGGAAUCUUCCGGACUAUGGCAUAAAGCAACGACAACAACCCUCGCGAAAAGAACAGGUAUGCGGCGUCACGCUCGCCGCGGACCCUGGUCACAUUUCCAAUUCAGCCUUACGCCGCCAACAAACAACGCCAGCCCCCCCGCGACCGUCAGCCACACCUAUUGUCGUCCAUUCCAACCCCAUUGUCGACUGCUCACAUAAGCUAUCAAUGCGCUUCCAGCUUCCGGCGUCCAGCUUCCAAGACUUCCGACACCAACCUCUCGUCAUCUUCGGUCGCUACCAGCACGUUCUGCGCCGGGCUGCCACGCGCGACACGUGCAGGGUCCGCGCGGAUGACGUCGGCUUCAGGUUCUCGAAUUUCGGACAGCGCGGAUUCUUGCUUUCAGCUUUGAAGCAUUCCGAGCUAUCCGGGGCGUCAUGCCACUUUUCUUCCGUCGCAUCAUGCACCACAUGCACUCUAGUCACGGCGUGGACAAAGUAA